AUGCCGAUAGAUGGGAAUCUUUACCGGCCUCUGGCGCUGGUUUGGGUGAUAUUUCAACUGAUAGCCCAUGUCUGUGCCACACCAAUUGACAUCGCUAGCGAGUUCCGGGUCAAGGACCUUCCCGGAUUGUCGUUGCUUCCUCCGCUAGAACAGCCCGUGAUGCACGCGGGCCAUCUUGAGCUCUAUGCGGAAAAUUCUACCAACUACUUCUUCUGGAAGUUUGAAAGGCCGCCCGCAAAUUCCACAAUCAAGUCAGAGAAGCUCAUAUUCUGGCUAAAUGGAGGCCCGGGCUGCUCAUCCAUGGACGGAGCUCUCAUGGAAAUUGGUCCAUUGCGAAUUGGGGCUGACGGAAACGUUUUGUUCAACAACGGCUCGUGGAUGGAGGCUGCGGAUCUCGUAUUUGUGGACCAACCUGGUGGAACUGGGUUUUCGUACACGGAUGCGUACGAUCGCGAGCUAGACGAAGUGGCCGGCGACUUUGUCGUCUUUCUGGCAAAAUAUUUCCGCGUUUUUCCGCAAGACUUGGCCAAACAGGUAUGGAUUGCAGGCGAGAGUUAUGCUGGCCAGUACAUUCCAUAUAUUUCACGGGCUGUUCUUGACGAGAACGCGAAACCAGAACCAGCUUUUGGAGGACCCGUGGCCCUUGAAGGUGCUUUGAUUGGAAACGGUUGGAUUUCGCCUGAUCAUCAAAGUCUUUCGUAUAUUCCGUUUGCCGUUCAAGAGAAUAUCUUGUCCAAGACGGACCCCAGUAUGCCCAAACUGCUCAAACAGCAUGAGCAGUGCCAGAAGGUAAUAAACUCGCGGAAUCCUGAAAUAAGAAAGGUGGAAUCACCCCAAUGUGACAGUAUUCUGGAUGUGCUAUUAGAAGUUACCAAAGACAACUCUGCCAGCCAGGACAAGCAGUGUAUCAACAUGUACGACUACCGGUUGCGGGACUCGUAUCCGUCAUGCGGAAUGAACUGGCCUAGUGAUCUAGAGUAUGUGAAUCCCUUCCUGAGACAGGAAAAGAUCGGCGAAUAUUUGAACCUCAAGAAGAUGCGGGUUUGGAACGAGUGCGAUGGUCAGGUGAGUCGGUACUUGAGGGCAAGGCACUCGAUUCCCGCCAUUGAUCUCAUUCCUGAUUUGCUUAAGGAAAUGCCAAUUCUGUUGUUCAAUGGUGAUAAAGACAUCAUCUGCAACUAUAUGGGCACGGAAGCUAUGAUUAGCGACAUGAAAUGGGAUGGCAAGUAUGGUUUUGAGGAUUCUGAAGAUACCACGUCGGCCGACUGGUUUUACCGGGAUGAUUCUGCUGGUUUCAUCAAGAUUCGUGGAAACCUGACAUACACACGAGUGUAUGGUACCAGUCAUAUGGUUCCUUUCGAUAAGCCAGAGGUCUCUCGUGGGUUGUUUGAUAUCAUGACCAGGAACUACAAACCAGUCACGGUGGAUAACUCAACUGGUGUCGCUACUCCCGUUUACGGAGAAGACGGUUCUACCAGUUUUGACCAAGGUUCUGGAUCUAAGGAGGCAGAUUCCGAUCAGACUUCGAGACCGUCGCCCUCGACUUCAAAAGGUUCCGGCUCUAAACUAGCGGCGGACAGGUCAUGGACAUUCUAUGCGUUCGUUCUGACAGUUUUCAUGAUCGUUAUGUAUGGAUUGAGGUAUCUGUACAAGAACCUGACGUCCAGGCCUUCCUCCAUUCUUUCCAAGUACUCCAAGAUGAACCCAGACAGCCCCGGAAGGGACUUUUCAAGAGAGGUGAGUCCCUCAGGAGGUGCCAGCGUUGCUGGCGGAUUACUCAAGUUCAACCAUAGUAACCCAAAAAAGAAGUCGGUGAGGUGGUUGGACGAAAUUCAAACCGAUAACCAAGGGUUUUCUCCAGAAGACCCGGAAAACGGGAUUUUUGGAAGAGUGCUUAACAAGUUUGGGUAUGGCGAUCAGGCGUACCAACCUGUUGAUCGCACUGACGACAUUGAGAUGAAUGGGAUUGACCAAUUUAUUAUUCAGGAGGAGGAUGAAGAGUUUGAUGGUUUGGGCAGGGAUGCGGAAAGGUGA
Molecule: messenger RNA, 2034 nt
Organism: Kuraishia capsulata CBS 1993
Lineage: Eukaryota; Fungi; Ascomycota; Pichiomycetes; Pichiales; Pichiaceae
Exons: 1
Coding region: 1-2034 (677 amino acids)
Biological process (GO): proteolysis; apoptotic process
Cellular component (GO): trans-Golgi network
Molecular function (GO): serine-type carboxypeptidase activity
Source: RefSeq, a predicted model, not a curated record